CCGACCUUGCCUUCGCCUCUGCCUCUGCCUCUGCCUCUGCUCUCGUCGUCGCGCACGGAGAAGGAUUUGUGAGACUCAUGCGGACGAGACGGGGCUUCUGCUACCGCAUGCCGCAGAGCGAGCGCCAGUGGAGGGCGGUGGAGGAGGAGGAGAGGAGUCGGAAGAGGCGGCGACGGCUCCCUGCAGGAGGAGGAGGAGGAGCGGACUCUGGCGGCCAGAAGAUGGCCACGGAGGGCGUCGCUGAGGACGUGCCCGACUUGUUUGACGGCCUCCCCGACGACCUUGUCGUUUCCAUCCUUAGCAAAGUCAGCGCCUCUGCGGCUUCCCCCUCCGAUCUCAUCAGUAUCAUGAUAACUUGUAAGAGGCUGAAGGGAUUGGGCUCGAAUCCCCUUGUGCUGGCCAAGGCGUCGGCGCAAUCGCUGGCGGUUAGAGCGAAGAACUGGUCGGAAUCGGCGCACAGGUUCUUGAAGCGGUGCGCCGAUGCUGGGAAUCUGGAAGCUUGCUACAUCCUGGGCAUGAUUCGGUUCUACUGCCUGCAGAACCGAGGGAGCGGCGCGUCGCUGAUGGCGCGGUCGGCGAUGGGCUCCCACGCCGCCGCGCUGUACUCCCUGGCGGUGAUCCAGUUCAACGGCAGCGGGGGCGACAAGGGCGACAAGGACCUGCACGCAGGGGUCGCCCUGUGCGCCCGCGCGGCCUUCCUCGGCCACGUCGACGCGCUCCGGGAGCUCGGCCACUGCCUCCAGGACGGCUACGGCGUGCGCCGGAACGUCGCCGAGGGCCGCCGCUUCCUCGUCCAGGCCAACGCGCGCGAGCUCGCCGCCGUCCUCAACUCCUCCUCCCUCUCCGCCGCGUGGCGGCAGCACCACCACCUUCACCGCCACGCCCUGGCCUCCGGCUGCUCCCUCCUGAGCGACUUCGGCUGCAACGUACCGGCGCCGGAGGUCCACCCGGCGAACCGGUUCAUGGUGGAAUGGUUCGCGGCGCGGGGCGCCAGCGGCACGGGGGAGGAGGGACUGAGGCUCUGCUCCCAUGGCGGGUGCGGGCGGCAGGAGACGCGGCGGCACGAGUUCCGGCGCUGCUCCGUCUGCGGCGCCGUCAACUACUGCUCCAGGGCGUGCCAGGCGCUCCACUGGAAGCUGGCGCACAAGGCCGACUGCGCUCCCAUGGAUCGGUGGCUCGACGCUGCCGCCGGCGCUGCUCCACCGGAGCCUGCCGGUGGUGAGUUGGCAUUUAAUUGAGACGACACAGGAGCUUUGUGAGGUCGGCCUUUUCUUUUUCUCCUUUUUUUUUUUGUUCUUUCUUCGUUGUCUUUUUUUUUUUGGUAUUUUCCUGUUUUUGUACAUAAGGCAAAAAAACAAAACAAAAAAAAAAAAGUUUAUGUGUUCAUC
Molecule: messenger RNA, 1388 nt
Organism: Musa acuminata subsp. malaccensis (wild Malaysian banana)
Lineage: Eukaryota; Viridiplantae; Streptophyta; Magnoliopsida; Zingiberales; Musaceae
Product: F-box protein At1g67340
Molecular function (GO): protein binding
Source: RefSeq, a predicted model, not a curated record